Closterium sp. Yama58-4 is the source of this 3552-nucleotide messenger RNA. Lineage: Eukaryota; Viridiplantae; Streptophyta; Zygnematophyceae; Desmidiales; Closteriaceae. The record is from the annotation of a GenBank genome assembly.
AUGCUAGAGUCAACUUUCCCCGCCAGCGGGCUCGACGAAGAGUCGGCUUUAAAGGAGGAGCUCCGAAAAGCGACGCGGUUCGAGAAGCGAUUAGAGGCCCAAGUUGGUGUCCCGCAAGAGCUGGAGCUCUUCACGGGAGACGAAUUGCACUACGUGGAGACGUCCGACGGAUGGCGACUCGCCCUCUGGCGUUAUCUCCCUUCUGAAUCGGUUCCCCGAAAAGCUCAUCCAGUCCUCCUCCUUUCCGGAAUUGCCACCAAUGCUCUCGGAUACGAUUUAUCACAAGAGGUGUCUCUGGCUCGACACCUGGCAGAUCAAGGGUUCGAUACCUGGGUGCUCGAGCUACGUGGAGCAGGCUUAAGCCAGUCUCCCUUCUCUCUAGCAGGGGCGCAGGGUUUGUCAUCUGCCAAGAGUACUGCUAUUGGUCCAAUAGAAGGACCCCCUAUUACAUUCGUUAAUGGUUCUGUAAAUGGCACGAUGAACGCUGCCAUCGAUACAGGAAACUCAGUUAAUGGGUUUCCAGCUAAUGGGGCUUCUAAAAACGAGUACGCAACUGGAGCUAGUACGAAUGGCUCGGCUGUUAAUAGCAGCAGCAGGACAGAUGGUACGACAAACGGCUCUGUGUUCACUCCGUUGUUUUCAAGUGAUGACGAAGAUUCAACACCAGCUGCCGCUGCAGCAACAUCAACAGCAACAGCAAUGGCAACACCAGCAGAAGUUCCAGAAUUGCCUGCAGCGACUAGUCCGGAUGCGUCAGAAGGUUUCAGCGUUUCGAGCAGCCUAUCUCGAACCAUGCAGCAGCUGCGGAAUUACUUCGACCAAUUCACCCGUUCAGAACCAGCAAUGGACCCCCAGGCACUGAGGCCGAAGCUAAAAUCCGCAGAAAUCAGAUUAAGAGAAGCUCUGGACCACGCAAGCCUGCAGCAGCCAGUGGCGCUGCUUGACUUGCAGCACAUACUCGUGCAGCUGCAGACCUGCAGUGACGUGGAGCUGACGUCGUCUGGCGUGACACAGCUGAGGCACGCCCUGGGUUCCUUCUUCAGCGAUGCUCAACAGUCACCUGACGUUUCACCUGAGGCUUUUGCAGCGAUGAAAGAUCUGGCUGACCUGAUUGGCCCACUGAGAUCCGAGACCACUCUCCCCACUGCCGCUGCUUCGUUCCUACAGCAGACCACCCGCCUUCUCAGCAACAGCAUCGCCUCUUCCAACCUUGAGAAACGGCUAUCCGAGCUUCAGAAACGGCUGGGGGAGAUAAUGGAGUCUAGGCAGGGCGUGGCGACGCCGGGAGUGGCUGAGCUGUACGAGCAGCUGAUUGGCGUGAUUCUGCAGACCCAGGAUGUGGCGAGUCUUGCCAAGGAGUACAAUUGGGACUUUGACACGUAUCUGUAUGAUGACCUGCCGGCCGCCAUGCAGUAUGUGCGGAAGUGGUCCCCGCCGCACGAUAGAAAGAUCCUGGCCGUUGGUCAUUCCAUGGGGGGGAUUUUACUGUACUCGCGAAUGGCUGCUCUCGGUCCUGAUGCGGGUUUGUUGGGGGUGGUGACGGUGGCAUCGUCACUCGAAUACUGGAUGGCUAAUUCCAGCUUGAAGCUGCUACGCCCACUCUCUGGCCCUGCUCGGGCGCUCAACUUCCCAGUCAUCCCAGUGGCAGUGCUGGCGCGAGCAGCGCUGCCCCUCAUGACCCAGCCGCCCUUCACACUCGCAUGGGUGGCACACCAGGUGUCAGCCCGCGAUGCCAUGGACCCCCAGCUCUUCCAAAAGCUCAUGCUCCACAACUUCUGCACCAUCCCCGUGAAGCUCCUGCUACAAAUGGAGUCCAUUUUCACGCCAGGGGGGUUGCGCAGUCGCAGCGGAUCCAUCUCGUACCUCAAGGGGCUCAGGGACUGCCACACACCCGUGCUCGCCCUCGCUGGCGACUCUGACGGUGUCUGCCCACCCCUCCUUGUUACAGAAACCCUCAAGGCGAUCCCAUCUUCCAGUGUUGAGUACCGGCUGUUUGGAGGGUCGGACAACCGCCACUACGGGCACUACGACAUGCUCGUGGGCAAACAUGCACCAGAGGAAGUGUACCCUGUCAUUACAGACUUUCUGUCAAAGACUGAUGGUGUUAACGGGGAGCCAACCAGGGCUGCAGACGAGUUCCCUUCCAACACGCCUGCCAUGACAGAUUCCGGGUUGGAAAGCCGCGUCGUCCCUGCCGGGGUGACAAGCCUUCCACUUGACCGUGUGCCAAGCCUUCACCGGUUCAAUCUGAUUGCUGAAUCCCCUUACCAACUUCCACUCGAGCCUUGGACUGCCGCAUCAGGCAGCAGCACUGCCAGCGCUUCUGAGCCUUUUGUCCCGAAGCAGCCGGUUCGGGAGGACAUGGUUCGGCAGGCCGUGAGCUUCCUUUCCAACCCUAAGGUUCGGAGCUCCCCGGUUCGGUUCCGCCGAGCCUUCCUGGAGCGCAAGGGCAUGUCAGCAGAGGAGAUUGACGAGGCCUUCAGACGCUGCCCAGACCCCGCAACAGGGUCAGAGGACGUGGAGGUGGGCUCUUCUUCCCAGCCUCUGCCUGCUGCUCGCAAGGCCCCAGCUGCCACUGCUGCUGCUGCUGCUGCUGCUGCUGAGCCAGCUGUCGCUGCCACUCCUGCUGUUGCUGGUUCUGCCGGUCCGCAGCAGCAGGCACAGCCACAGGCGCAGCAGGCGUUUUCGUGGUCGAAGCUGGCAGUGGCUCUGGCUGUUGUGGGUGCAGGCACUGCCGGCACUGCUGCCGUUGCAAAGCGACUCGUCCUCCCACGCCUCAAGACCUGGCUCCAGGAAGCUGCAGCACAAGAAGCUUCCAAGAAAGGCAAGCGCCGCAGCAAGCAGGCUGCGAAGAAGGGCAGCAAGGGGAAGAAGGCAGGCAGACGACGAGGGCAGGACUCUCACCCAGGCAUGCUCGAGGCGGUACGCGAGGAUGGGAAGGAGGAGGUAGAGGAUGAGGAGGAGGGGAGUAGAGACAGCAGCAGCAGCUCUAGUAGCAGCAGUGAGUCAGAGAGUGAGUCGGAGACAGGGGAUUCAGAGACCCUGGCGUUUCGUCAGCCCACCCAGCAACAGCAGCAGCAGCAGCAGCAGCAGCAGCAGCAGCAGCACAGCAGCAACGCUCCCUACGCCCAGCCCUACUCUUCUCAGGCCUACUCCCCCCAGCCCUACUCCGCCCAGCCGUGGCGGCCGUCUAGUGCCCCCACGCCCUCUUCAGCCUCUGCUGCUCUGGCCGCUGGAAGUAGCACUGGUCUUACUGGUGCGUCUGGUGCAGGUUCAGCUGGUGAAGGCUCAGCUGGUGCAGGCUCAGCUGGUGCAGGCUCAGCUGGUGCAGGGGCAGCUAACGGCCCUCCUCAUCCCAAGUCCUUUUACGAGGUGAUGGAGAUGGUAAAGCGAGGAGAAACACCCCCAGGCAUCAAGGUAACUGCUUGCUUGCUGAGAAUACUCACACGAGGCACUGUUCCAAACCAUCUGUAUUCAGGCGAAGGCCCCUUUUUCUUUCGGCUGAAGAGUGAACUCGAUGGGGACACAAAGAAGAAGGCAUGUUAUCUUUAA